Penicillium mononematosum is the source of this 1275-nucleotide messenger RNA. RefSeq lists its product as uncharacterized. Bases 1 to 1275 code for a protein of 424 amino acids. Lineage: Eukaryota; Fungi; Ascomycota; Eurotiomycetes; Eurotiales; Aspergillaceae. The record is from RefSeq and is a predicted model, not a curated record. The transcript is spliced from 4 exons.
AUGAACCCAGUCAUUAUAGACCUGUGUAACUCGUCGCGAUUUCCCGAGUUUGUUCGAGCACGCAACGCCCGGCUCGUUAUGAGCAACGUCGUUCCUGACGGUCUAGAAAUCACUGAAGCCCAGCCCUAUUGUAUCUGGAACCCGGAUUUUGCCGAAGAGGAUACUUAUCGCCAAGUCGCUCAACGGUACCCCUCUAUGCGCUAUCAGGUCGGUCGGGCUUGUGCUGCUGCUGGCUAUAUCAACCUCUAUCGGGAGCUUGACCAGCUUCCCGAUGUCUCUAUCGCCGAAGAGGCACGGGAGGGGAAUACGGAAGGGGGGGAUCAGAUCUACCAGUUGAUCAUGUCCUCGCCGCUGAAAUAUGCCCUAGAGUGGCGGUUUACGCUUGAAGAAGAUUCUAUUGAGGAAUUUCCCCCCGAGGAGAUUGACAUUGAAGAGGAUCGGUACAUGGGCCCCGAAUAUAGCGAGCCAGAUGAGUCUCGUUAUGAUGAUGUUACCCCGCAAGAGGCCACACUACUUUGGGAGCCUCUGCCCCUCGAUCCACCAACGCUGAAGAAGGACCUGAACACCCGAUCUCAGAAGGAAAUGGGCGAGACCGAAGCCCGUUGCGUUGUCCGUGGCAUUUAUCAUAACAGGAUGUUUGCUCGGUGGUGGCAGUGUAAUCUCAGCGAUGCUGAUUGGUGCGAUAUUCAAGAGGCCAUCAAUGCCCGCCGUGUCAUGAUUAAUGACAUUGGAACAUUCACCGAAGACACCCCCUAUAAGCCUUGGCUUAUAUGGUGGCCCCUCAAACCGGAGUCAUCUGCACUAAGUCAUCUUGCCGAGAGAUGCCCUUUUAUGCACGUGCAGCUCGCCAUUGCCGCUAUCUAUUGCGACUACCGUGGGAGGAUCUGGAAAAAGCGUGCAAAAGAGUUGGGAAUAAUUCCUGUUGAUCAAAAACCUGUGAUCUAUUCCGGGGAUGAGACUCAUGCAACUUUAGCCCUUGAUAUGGAGCCCACUGGGAACGGGCAUUAUACUCGCCUCCGCGCGGACCUUAUGGAUCAGCGAUUCGGAGGAUACUUUAGACGCCGAAUACCGUUUGGGGGCUAUGUUGAGAGAUAUGUCUGGCUUUCAUUCGAAACAAUUCGUAAACUUGUUUGUGAAUACGGACCGGAUGACUAUUUCGAAAGCAACGAUACUCACUGGUUUGAGACGCACGAAAUCUCGAAAGAUGAGAAUGGAAAUGAUAUCAUGUACGACAGCGAUGAGAAACCGGAGGGUGACGAUUCAAAUCCCAAAUAA